Helobdella robusta is the source of this 690-nucleotide messenger RNA. RefSeq lists its product as hypothetical. NCBI's taxonomy places the organism in Eukaryota, Metazoa, Annelida, Clitellata, Rhynchobdellida, Glossiphoniidae. Gene Ontology annotation, biological process: regulation of transcription by RNA polymerase II. The transcript is spliced from 4 exons. Gene Ontology annotation, molecular function: DNA-binding transcription factor activity, RNA polymerase II-specific; sequence-specific double-stranded DNA binding. Bases 1 to 690 code for a protein of 229 amino acids. The record is from RefSeq and is a predicted model, not a curated record. Gene Ontology annotation, cellular component: nucleus.
AUGUAUAUAUAUAUAUAUAUAUAUAUAUAUAUAUAUAUAUAUAUAUAUAUAUACAUAUAUUCAUUGCAGGGCGAUGAACAGCAGCAGCAGCAACAAAUCCCAAAAAUCAAACAACGCCGCAGCAGGACGAACUUCACGAUCGAACAGCUGAACGACCUCGAGAAGUUGUUCGACGAGACCCACUAUCCAGAUGCCUUCAUGAGGGAGGAGCUCAGUCAGAGGCUCGCACUCUCUGAAGCUAGGAUACAAGUGUGGUUUCAGAACAGAAGAGCAAAAUGUCGCAAGCAAGAGAGCCAGCUACAGAAAGGACCCGUAGUGACCAGUGCCCCAGCCCUCAUCAACAGCUGCAGACUCGCUCCUUACGUCAACAUACCUAGCGUCAGACAUCAGAACAGCGAGCAAAUGACCCAGCAACAUCAAUUGAGCCACCAACAACACCAAUUGAAUCCACAACAAUCAUCACACCUCCAUCUUCAAUCUUCCUUCCUUGCACCAGCACUCAACUUAACAACCAUGAGACAGGCCUCAUCGAGCAGUUCACCACUCGUCGAAACUUCGAUGUCCUCGUCAUCGGCAUCUGAACGAUCCGCCAUUGAUGAUGUGAGCACCUCCGUGGUGGGAAACAAAUCAUCCAGCAUUGCUGAUCUCAGACUGAAGGCGAAGAAAUUUACGGAAUCGAAUGGGAUGUGA